This is a messenger RNA of Suncus etruscus (white-toothed pygmy shrew), 3282 nucleotides long. It is a transcript of the gene MYO1H, whose product is annotated as myosin IH. Gene Ontology annotation, cellular component: vesicle; microvillus; actin cytoskeleton. Gene Ontology annotation, biological process: vesicle transport along actin filament; actin filament organization. Gene Ontology annotation, molecular function: ATP binding; microfilament motor activity; actin filament binding. The record is from RefSeq and is a predicted model, not a curated record. NCBI's taxonomy places the organism in Eukaryota, Metazoa, Chordata, Mammalia, Eulipotyphla, Soricidae.
AUGGAGGUGUCUGUCCUAAUUCAUGGUUUCCGGGCCAGCGUGGCAUCACUUCAUAAGACGCACAAGACAUUUACCUCCAUCUUUUUUGCAGGGAAAGUGCGUUUUAUGAAAGAAGAAGUGAGGAGGAAGCACAUUCGCCCUCCACAUGGAAGAGGGCGCUGACAGCCCCGGGACAGGGUCGGGGUGCAGGAUUUUGUGCUCCUGGACGCAUACACCAGUGAAGCUGCUUUGGACAAUCUGCGCAAGCGUUUCAGUGGAAAACCUCAUUUAUACAAUAUUAUUGGGACUCUCCUUGUAUCUGUGAAUCCAUACCAGACUCGAAUCUAUUCUGUGAGCCAGAUGGACUUUACCCAAGGGGUCAAUUUCUACGCCAUCGCCGACAACGCUUACCGUAUGAUGUGCUCAGAACUCAAUAACCACUUUAUCCUCAUUUCCGGAGAGAGCGGGGCUGGGAAAACGGAAGCCUCCAAGAAGAUCCUCCAGUAUUUUGCAGUGACCUGCCCCAUGACUGAGUCUCUGCAAGUUGCCCGUGACAGACUGUUGCUCUCCAAUCCGGUGCUGGAGGCUUUUGGAAAUGCCAGGACGCUCCGAAAUGACAACUCAAGCAGAUUUGGAAAAUACAUGGACAUCCAGUUUGACUUCAAGGGCGUCCCUGUUGGCGGCCACAUCAUCAGCUACCUGAUAGAAAAGUCCCGGGUCGUCCACCAGAACCAGGGCGAGCGAAAUUUCCACAUCUUCUACCAGCUGCUGGAGGGCGGGGACCAGGGCCUUCUUGCUCACCUGGGACUGGAGCGAGACCCGCAGCUGUACAAGUACCUCUCCCAGGGCCAUUCUGCCAAACAGUCUUCCAUCAAUGAUAAGGACGCCUGGAAAACAGUGUCCAAUGCUUUCUCUGUCAUCAAUUUUACUGAUGCUGACCUGGAGAAUCUCUUUGGGAUCAUCGCCAGCGUCCUGCACUUGGGGAACAUCUGCUUUGGGGAGAGUCGUCAGGGCCAUGCCACCAUUCCCCACACCCACGAGAUCAAGUGGAUCGCCAAGCUCCUCGGGGUGCAGCCAUCGAUGCUUCUGGAAGCUCUCACCCAUAGGAAGAUCGAAGCCAAAACAGAGGAGGUCAUCUGCCCACUGACUCUGGAACUCUCUAUCUACGCACGCGACGCUCUAGCAAAGGCAGUAUAUGAACGAACCUUCACAUGGCUGGUCAGCAGAAUCAACUCCUCCCUCGUUAACAAGGAUUUCACACAGAAGACGGUGAUCGGGCUGGUGGACAUCUAUGGGUUCGAGGUCUUUGACAAGAACGGGUUCGAGCAGUUCUGCAUCAAUUACUGCAACGAGAAGCUGCAGCAGCUGCUGAUCGAGAGGACGCUGAAGGCCGAGCAGACAGAGUAUGAGCUGGAAGGGAUCCAGUGGGAACCCAUUCAGUACUUCAACAACAAAAUCAUCUGUGACUUGGUGGAAGAGAGACACAAAGGAAUCAUUUCUAUCCUGGACGAAGAAUGCAUUCGUCCUGGCCCUGCCACGGAUUUGAGUUUUCUGGAGAAACUGGAAGAAAAAGUGGGCAGACAUGCACACUUCCAGACCCGGAAGCUGGCAGGUCCCAAGGGCCGGAAGCGGAUUGGCUGGCUGGAGUUCCAGCUCCUCCACUAUGCAGGCGAGGUCACGUACUGCACUAAAGGCUUCCUGGAAAAGAAUAACGACUUGCUUUACCGGCACUUGAAAGAGGUGCUGUGCAGGUCCCAGAACCACAUCCUCCAGCAGUGCUUCCUGGUGGCCGAGUUAGAGAACCGCCGGCGGCCUCCCACGGUUGGAACCCAGUUUAAGAACAGUCUGAGCAGCCUCCUGGAAAUCCUCAUCUCCAAGGAGCCUUCGUACAUCCGCUGCAUCAAGCCCAACGAGAGGAAGGAACCUAGCAAGUUCGACGAUUCCCUCAUCCAACAUCAAGUCCAGUACCUGGGGCUCAUGGAGCACCUUGCGGGUGAGACGGGCCGGGCUUCGCCCUACCGGCGGAAGUAUGAGCAUAUUUCCUGCAAAGGUACUUUGAGAAGGUACAAGUGCUUGUGUCCUGACACCUGGCCACACUGGCACGGGCCUCCGUCAGAGGGUGUUGAGCGGCUCAUCAAGUAUAUCGGCUACAGGCCCCAGGAGUACAAACUGGGGAGAACCAAAAUAUUCAUUCGCUUCCCCCGAACUCUGUUUGCCACGGAGGAUGUUGAGUUUAGUAAACACCAAUUAGUCGCAAGGAUCCAAGCCACGUACCGAGGCUGCUUGGAGAGGAGGGAGUACCUGCGGAAGAGGCAAGCAGCCAUCAGGCUCGAGGCCCACUGGCGCGGGGUCCUGGCCCGGAAGGAAGCAGACAGAAGGAAGUGGGCUGUGUGGAUCAUCCAGAAGUUCAUCAAGGGCUUCAUGCACCGUGACAAGCCGCUGUGUCCCGAGGAUGAGGAGUUCAUGGUGCUCGUGCGCAGGAACUACAUCCUGAACCUCCGAUACCACGUCCCGAAGAGUGUCCUGGACAAGAGCUGGCUGAGGCCGCCCGGCAACCUGGAGCACGUGUCAGGGCUGCUCCGGACCAUGUGCACAAGGAACCUGGUGCGGAAGUACUGCCGGGGGAUCACGGCCGAGCAGAGGGUGCUGAUGCAGCAAAAGGUGGUGGCGAGCGACGUGUUCAGGGGCAAGAAAGAAGGUUACGCGGAGAGUCUGAACCAACCCUUUGCCCAGAGUAGGAUUGAUAAAGGCGACAUUAACCCUAAGGUGCUCCAGCUCCUGGGCAGUGAGCAGAUCCAGUACGGGGUCCCAGUGCUCAAGUACGACAGGACUGGCUCCAAGGUGCGGCCGAGGCAGCUGCUCCUCACCCAGGGGGCCGCGUACAUGGUGGAGGAGGCCAAAAUCAAGCAGAAGAUAGAGUACGCGGCGCUUCGGGGAAUCUCGACGAGCAGCCUGAGGGACGGGUUCUUGGUCAUCCACGUUUCUCCCGGGAACAGCAAGCAGAAGGGUGAUGCCAUCCUGCAGUGCGAGCACAUCUUCGAGGCUGUCGCCAAACUGGUCAUGCUGGUUCAGAGAGACAACCUGGUCCAUGUGGUGCAGGGCAGUUUACAAUUUUAUAUUAGUCCCGGGAGAGAAGGCACCAUUGUUUUUGACACUGGACCAGAAGAGCAAAUCUAUAAAGAUAAAAAAGGACAAUUAACAGUGGUGAGUGGCUGUGUUGGGGAGAGGGAGUUUGGGGAGAAUGCAGGUGAAAACUUCACCCAGGGGACAGGGGAGAGCUUCCUGCCCUUGCCUGCAGAGUAG